UUUGCGUAAUAAAUUUAAGCCAUAUUUUCUUCAGCUGGACCAAACAUCCUUGGGAAUGCCUGAUCGGACAUACUUAGUGAAUGGUCUGAGCGACUCUGGAACCAAAGCUUAUUAUAAUUUGAUGGUCAAAGCUGCUAAAAAAUUGGGAGCUAAUGAAGAAACAGUUGAGAAAGAAUUAUUGGAGGCUUUGAAUUUUGAGAUAACUUUAGCAAAUUAUUCCUUGCCAAGAGAGGAAAGAAGAGAUUAUGAUAGUAUGUACCACAAAUAUACUAUUUCUCAAUUACGAGAACUGGUUCCACAGAUUGAUUGGCUCAAAUAUUUGAAUGGACUUCUGAAUGAUCCUAUUACUGAAACUGAAACCUUGGUUGUAAUGGUUCCGAACUUUCUGAAGCAAUUUGGAGAGCUCAUUGCAAAAACAGAUAAAAGAAUCGUUGCAAACUAUAUGAUGUGGAGAGUUGUUGCAGAUUCCGCAGGAAUGUUGUCGAAAGAUUGGAAAGCUCUGGUGCAAGAAUACGUUUUAGCAAUCACAGGGGAACGCGAAGAAAAACCCCGGUGGGAACAAUGCGUGAACUCCUUAAGUGAAAAUCUUGAAAUAGCUUUAAGUUCAUAUUACAUAAAGCAUUAUUUCAAAGGCGACAGCAAACAAAAGGCUUCGGAGAUGGUGAAAUAUAUUAGCAAUGCAUUUUUAGAGAUUCUCAAACAAAUUGAUUGGAUGGAUGAAGAAACCAGGAGACAAGCUAUAGAGAAG
Parasteatoda tepidariorum (common house spider) is the source of this 748-nucleotide messenger RNA. RefSeq names its product neprilysin-2. Gene Ontology annotation, cellular component: plasma membrane. Gene Ontology annotation, biological process: protein processing. Gene Ontology annotation, molecular function: metalloendopeptidase activity. The record is from RefSeq and is a predicted model, not a curated record. NCBI's taxonomy places the organism in Eukaryota, Metazoa, Arthropoda, Arachnida, Araneae, Theridiidae.